AUGGUACUCUACUACCAUGACAUCCUUUUCAAUGGCACAAAUGUGGCAAAUGCUACAUCUGCUAGAGCUGCAAAUGCCACUAAACUGGGUGACCACCAGUUCGGCAUGCUGGUUGUCUUUGACGAUCCGAUCACGAAAGAUCACCAUCUUCUUUCUCCUCCUAUCGCCCGAGCUCAAGGCUUCUAUUUCUAUGACAUGAAGACUACAUAUAAUGCUUGGUUCUCCUUCACUUUGAUAUUCAAUUCUACUAAGCACAAAGGUACCAUAAAUAUUAUGGGUGCAGAUAUGAUGGACUCGGAGACUAGGGAUCUUUCAGUGGUUGGAGGAACCGGAGAUUUCUUCAUGGCAAGAGGGAUCUUUCGGACUGAUACCUUUCAGGAUCUUGCUUAUUUUCGUCUUCAGAUGGAUAUUAAGUUGUAUGAAUGA
Ilex paraguariensis (yerba mate) is the source of this 426-nucleotide messenger RNA. The record is from the annotation of a GenBank genome assembly. NCBI's taxonomy places the organism in Eukaryota, Viridiplantae, Streptophyta, Magnoliopsida, Aquifoliales, Aquifoliaceae.